Psammomys obesus (fat sand rat) is the source of this 1412-nucleotide messenger RNA. It is a transcript of the gene Tcea2, whose product is annotated as transcription elongation factor A2. Gene Ontology annotation, molecular function: nucleic acid binding; zinc ion binding. NCBI's taxonomy places the organism in Eukaryota, Metazoa, Chordata, Mammalia, Rodentia, Muridae. The transcript is spliced from 10 exons. Gene Ontology annotation, cellular component: nucleus. Gene Ontology annotation, biological process: transcription elongation by RNA polymerase II; DNA-templated transcription. Bases 214 to 1233 code for a protein of 339 amino acids. The record is from RefSeq and is a predicted model, not a curated record.
CGCCAGGCGGAGGUUUGGACCGCGGGUCUAGGCUGCGGCAGCCGAGGUCGGGCCGGGCGGCGCAACCGGCGCAACUCCCCGCCACCGAGGUGGUGAUGGGCAAGGAGGAGGAGAUUGCGCGGAUUGCCCGGAGGCUGGACAAAAUGGUGACCAGGAAGAGCGCGGUGAGGGGCGGGGGCCGCCAGGACCCUCUGAACCUCCCCCUCGGGCAGAAUGACACCUAGCCCAGUGGAGACCCCUUCUCCAGGCCCGCCCUCCACCUUGUCCUGGGACUGCCGCUUCGCACUGGACGCCACGCUGACUGAGAGCUGCCCUCUGUCCCGUUGCCCAGCGGUGGCAGCGGACGUUCUUGGCCCAGCCGUUAUCUCCCCUCUCUUCCCCACCCUCCAUAACCAGGAGGGAGCCAUGGAUUUGCUGCGGGAGCUGAAGGCCAUGCCUGUUACACUGCACCUGCUCCAGUCCACCCGUGUUGGGAUGUCUGUCAAUGCCCUGAGGAAGCAGAGUUCGGAUGAGGAGCUCAUUGCACUAGCCAAGUCCCUCAUCAAGUCCUGGAAGAAGCUCUUGGGUGCAGAUGUUUCUAAUGGCAAAUCCAGGGAUCAAGGGAGGAGUGCACCAUUGCCCACAUCAUCUUCAAAGGACGCCUCAGGGACCACGGAUCUCAGCUGCAAGAAGCCAGACCCACCUAGGACCUCAUCCACUCCAAGGAUCACCACAUUUCCACAAGUACCCAUCACCUGUGAUGCUGUGCGCAACAAAUGCCGUGAGAUGCUGACUUUGGCCCUGCAAACGGACCAUGACCAUGUGGCCGUUGGUGUGGACUGUGAGCAUCUGUCAGCUCAGAUCGAGGAGUGUAUCUUCCUGGAUGUGGGAAACACAGACAUGAAGUACAAGAACCGUAUUCGGAGCCGAAUCUCCAACCUGAAAGACGCCAAGAACCCUGGCCUACGGCAGAACGUACUAUGUGGGGCCAUCACACCCCAGCAGAUAGCUGUGAUGACAUCAGAGGAAAUGGCGAGUGAUGAGCUGAAGGAGAUCCGCAAGGCCAUGACUAAGGAGGCCAUCCGUGAGCACCAGAUGGCUCGCACAGGUGGCACGCAGACUGACCUGUUCACCUGCAGCAAGUGCAGGAAGAAGAACUGCACCUACACACAGGUGCAGACCCGAAGCUCUGAUGAGCCUAUGACCACCUAUGUUGUCUGCAACGAGUGUGGGAAUCGAUGGAAGUUCUGCUGAGCCCUUGUACUGACGUAUUGUAGUCCUGGCCAUGGCUAACACUGUCCCUCCUGGAAUGUUCUUGGUGGACAGUUUCUCUGGAGAUCCCCAGAAGGUGGCAUACCCCAUCCCAGCCUGCCUGCCUGGUGUGCACCUUUCUGCCCUAUGUCCUUCAUUAUUAAAUGUUUUAUUUUGCCUUC